GAGCAGGACCAGCCGUGGUACGUGCCGUGGCCGGCCGCCCCGUGCGAGGGCAGCGCUGCCCACGGCGCGGCGCUGGCUGCCAAGGCAGCUCCGCGGGAGCCGACGUGCGACGCAGCCCUCCUCUGCGAGGGCUGCUCGGGACCGGCGCCCGCGCGGAGAGCGGCUGGGCCAGGC
Messenger RNA from Prorocentrum cordatum, 174 nucleotides. NCBI's taxonomy places the organism in Eukaryota, Dinophyceae, Prorocentrales, Prorocentraceae. The record is from the annotation of a GenBank genome assembly.